Messenger RNA from Drosophila eugracilis, 4500 nucleotides. RefSeq lists its product as uncharacterized. Gene Ontology annotation, molecular function: metalloendopeptidase activity. Gene Ontology annotation, cellular component: extracellular matrix. Gene Ontology annotation, biological process: extracellular matrix organization; proteolysis. Bases 857 to 4381 code for a protein of 1174 amino acids. The transcript has 10 exons. The record is from RefSeq and is a predicted model, not a curated record. Lineage: Eukaryota; Metazoa; Arthropoda; Insecta; Diptera; Drosophilidae.
UUCGCAAAAGUGCCGUCGUCGCGAGUGGUUGAUUGCCUCGCUCUCGCCCCGUCUCUUUCUGCAACUCUGCAGCCGACUCUUUCAUCUGCAGCCCCCUCCGAAAAAAGUCCUUCGAUCGAUCCAGCGCGCACUGACCUCCACUAAAUCGUUUUAAAUACCCGACAAACGGUCAGAUUUCGGAGUGAUUUAGCGAUUUUGGCUGUCGCUGAGCUUAGUUUAUUUAUUUGUAUAUAAAAAUUCAUUUCGGCUAUGGACAUAAACCAGAAGAUCGUUAUGCUCCAGAGACGAUGAUCUAUCUAUAUGGGUGCCGUGUGUGCUUGUUGUUGCUGGCUGCUUAAUUGUGCGCUGGCGUUUAAAUAAAAAUAAGUGCGUUUAAAUGUGAAAACAAAAGACUGGCAUUAUAUGUACAUAUUGGCAAUCCAGAACAGCAACCGUCUGUUGUCGGCCAAUAAAUUUGAUUUCAAGCACCAUUUCGCCUUAUCUCGAGUGCCGAUCAAUCUAUAAGGAAGAACUUAGGCAACAAACUAAAGUUAAGUAAAAUAAAACAAACAGAAAAAUAGAAAACCAAAUGAGAUAGAGUGAGUGCAAAAAGUGGCCCACAACAAAUGAGUUGUAAUGCAAUGCCUGGGCAAUUAAUUAGUGCAUAAACAGUUAAAUUAACUGCUGUAAAAGUGCAGAGCCGCACACACGAUCGUGCCUCUCUCUCGAGAAAUCGCGGCUCCUGAGUUUUCCACCCUCGAUUUUCGCAGCUGGAAAAUGUAACUCCGAGCCUCAAAAAGAAAAAAAAGAAGCACAAAAUUAUGACGCAAAGUACCGAAAUCGGUCCGAAGCCUGAGGAAUAAUAUAUUUGCAAUUUAUGCAACAAUCGUCGCUUGGUUGUUGCACCAACAAAGAGCGAUUAGUCUACUCGGAGCAUUACAAUAGCCAGCUGAAAAGUCCCAGAAAACGACAUCGUCAACGCAUCGUUAUGACUGUCUCAGCAAUUGGAUCUAAUCGGCACCGUCGUUUGGCUUUAAUUGUUUUGACCACCUUGUGGCUGCUAAUCGAUGCCACCGCUGCCUCCUCCGCCUCCUCCACAGCAAGUCCGAAAUCCGUCAGCAUUGAGCUGCGUCGAAAGAGGAGCUUCCACUAUAAUGGCAUUGAGCUGGACGAGAACACUCUGGUGGGCCAUCUGAGGGAGCACGAGCGGGCCCUGAUCUUUGGCUCACGAUCUCCGGAAGAGGCGCCCGAAUUCAAACUCGUGCACUUGGCACAACAACAGCAGGAGGAAAUUCCCCCAGAUGGAGUACAGGUGACGGACGAGGUGGAGGAAGAGAGGAACCCCCAAAAGCAACGUCAACGCCGCAGCCUGCCUGUCGAAGAUGACGAGCCACCGCUACCGCCACCAGCCGAGGAGGGUGAGGAGGCAGUGGAGGCCCGGUUGCAGCUGCAACAGUCGCCGCAGCUGAUCGACGAUGCCUUCAUCUUCAUCCGCCGCACCGAGAAUGGAACGCAGUUCGUGGAGCACUCCCCGCAGCUUCUCAAACGCCUGGAAAGAUGCUUCUACCGGAGUCCAGCCGCUGCUCUCGAUCUCUGCGAGCACGGCAAUGUGCGCGGCGUGUUCCAGCAGAAUGGCAGUGACCUGGUGAUCCAUCCGCUACCCUCCCGCUUCGGCACCGGGACGCAUGUGCUCUACCAAGCGAGAGUGGACAAAAGCGGCUACAGUGGGACGUCGUCAAGGCGAACGGCGCAACCGUUAGACAGCCAGCUGCAGUUCGAGCCCGAUGCGGAGGAGUUCAACGAACCGAGGAGGCGAUUGCGGGCCCAGACUCAGGCUCAGUCCCCGUUGAGAUUGCGCUUCCAGCCAAGACAUCAUCAUCAUCAUCAUCACCGCAACAAUUAUCGAAGAAGCCGUCGCUAUAUUGGGAAUCCUCCGCGCUCCCGCUGGUCGGAUAUUCCGGAGGAGCUCUUCAUUGAAACAGCCAUCUUUGUGGACAGCGAUCUCUAUGCCCAUAUGCAGAGGAACUUUCCCACGAACACGGACAGCAAGGUGGUCAGUUUUCUGCUGGCCAUGAUCAAUGGCGUCCAGUUGCUAUAUCAUCAUCCCACACUGGGUCGUAGGAUUAACUUUGUCCUAAAGCGUCUGGAAAUCUGGAAGUCCUGGGAUCCACCGGGCCUGGUCCGUUCCAGGGAUGUGGAGAAUUACCUAAAUAGCUUCUGCAAAUGGCAGGAGAAACUGAAUCCCUUCUCUGAUGCAGAUCCCCUGCAUUACGACCAUGCUUUGGUUUUGACCGGUCUAGAUCUGGUGACCUAUGAAAAAGGCAAGUCCAACAGCCAGGUUGUGGGCAUGGCCACGGUUAAGGGAAUGUGUACUUCUAUAUAUUCCUGUACGAUCAACGAGGCCAAGCACUUUGAGAGCGUCUUUGUAGUGGCUCACGAAAUCGGUCAUAAUUUGGGAAUGAGACACGAUGCCAAGGAGAUUAGCUGUGAUCCCACGAUGCACAUCAUGUCUCCCAAGUUGGGCAGUGGCAAGGUCACCUGGUCCAAGUGCUCCAGAACCUAUCUUGAGGAUUUCUUAAUGGACCCUCAGGCGGAGUGCCUUUUCGACCGUGACCAGUUCGAUGGUAACUGGGAUCAUACUGCUGGUGGCCGUCUUCCUGGUGAACGCUUCAAUGCCAACCAGCAGUGCAUGUUGCGUUUCGGUAAGAACUUCAUGCAGGCCAGCACCCAAAGCAAGAUGGAAAUCUGUCGGGAUCUCCACUGUCGGCAGGAUGGAUUGCCCUGGACUUCGCAUCCUGCCCUCGAGGGCACCGAGUGUGGGGCUAACAUGUGGUGCCGCGGUGGCUCCUGUGAGGCUCGUUCCUCCAAGCAGGGAAGCUAUUUGGCACUUAAGUCAUGGCAAUCUGAAAACGUUCCCGAAGCCACCCACGAGAAGAUCGUCAGACAUGAACCCAACCGGAUACCGCCACUACUGCACGACUACAAUCCUGUGGGAAAUGAGCUGCCUGGAUCGCCUUCAAAUUGGGGCGAAUGGAGUGAACCAAGUGCCUGUGAAUCCGGAUGCUUGUACGGCCUGUCGCGACGGCUACUGGAGGGCAGCACAGGACUUCGAACCUUCAACAGGAGCUGUUUGAACUUUCCAUCGCGUUGUAUGGGCAGGGAUCGGCGAUUUGUGACCUGCAACUCGCACCAAUGCCACAAGGUGCCGGUGCAGACCAUAGGGGACUUUGCCAGCCAGGUGUGCAUGCAGGCGAGGAAAUCUGAUCCAGAUCUCACAGGUGAGGGUCAGCAGUUGAGUAGCACGCUGGAUGCUUCUUGUAAGAUCUUCUGCCGCACUAAAAAUAAUGGCACCAAGUCCCGGCGUUGGACAUUUCCCGAUGGCACAACCUGCCAAUCGAAGCAGCACAAGCCGGAGGAUAUUUCCUACUGCAUUUCCGGGCGAUGUGAACGCUUUUCCUGCGAUAACUCUACCUCGAACUUCUUCAAGAUGGACAAUAGCUUCUGUCAGGCGAGAUCAGUGCGCCCGACCAGAGAUUCUUCCGAUCAGGAAAGCAGGCAGCAGACCACCACCAAUCAGCGAUAUGCAGAAAGGCAGGAGGGAAAUUCGAUAAAAAAUCUUUUUGAAAAUGAAGUGGCCAAACGUCCUUCUUAUGGCCAAGGCAACCAUAUCAAUGCCCCUCCAUCACCUUAUAGGAGGAGGACCUACCACAAGUCCUAUCCACCAGAGAUAUCGCGGCCUCCCCCGCCGGCUUCUGCAUCACUGAUCGCUCUGGAUCGCAGCUCAUCCGCUGAAUCAGAGUGGGUAGUGCAUCCGGGUUGUCAUUCCAACUGCAUGAAAGAUUCAAAGGGUGUGCAGGGUGUGACCUCGCGGCUAACUGGUAUAGAGAGCAUCCAACUCUGCUCAUAUCGCAUUCAACCCUGUGAACGUUUGCAAACGGCGGCUGAGUUUGCAGAGCAGACCUGCGCCAGAUAUCGCCAGAAGGUGCGAGGGCUAUCCGGACAUGGAGCUCAGAUCUCGGCCAGCAUCGAUGAGCCGGAUCGGAGUUGCCGCGUGGGCUGCCAAGAUGAGUACAUUAAGUAUAGAUAUUACCUGGUAAAUGGCCGGAAUGGACACUUUCCUCCGGGCACUCGCUGUUCGCCGGUGGGCAAGCGUUAUUGCGUAUACGGCAAGUGCCUGGAAUUUGGCGACGAUGAUUUGCCGGUGGACAAGACCCACAUUAGCUUGGGUCAACUGAGGACACGCCGAAAAAGGAGUUUGCCUUCCAAUGAUUUAUCAAACUUAACGGAGAUUUAUAGUACUGCAAACCUUAAAGAAACAUUAUCAGAUGUCUCCGACGAAAACAUCGAAUUCACCCAACCCAUUCACGUCUCCGCAGACGAACUGAGUAGCAAAAGCCAAUAGCCCAAUAGCUUCCUGGCCACAUUUCCCUUAGUCGAUUAAGUCCUAAGCUAGCAUAAGCUCAAGGCUGCCCAAAAAACUGCCCAAGAAGUAUAUAUGAAAUAAUAAAAUGUAAGAAAUAU